AUCAGUCGUGGGUCCGGCAACCUGACGGUCGCGUAUUUUGCUUUUGAUUUUGAAUUGCGUUUUGUUAUUACUUAAUUCAAUUGUUUCCAUAUACCAUUCUAGCCCUGCUGGUUGCAAUAUUGUGCAACUUGUUUUGAUCCCCAUCUCGAUUCUCGACGUCCUUUGUUCAUUGCAGACUGCAGUUGCAACUUGCAUUCGACGAUCGUCAUUCAUUCUAUCCAAAUACGAACUUCCGUGAUCAUGUUUUUGAACAAAAUACCCAAGUGUCUGACGACGAAGGCUAACAGCGUCCCGUGCCUUUUCUAUCAUAAAAAUGUGAUUGAUCAUUAUGAAAAUCCCCGUAAUGUCGGAACGUUAAAUAAAAAUGACAAGAAUGUUGGAACUGGAUUGGUUGGCGCACCAGCAUGUGGUGAUGUUAUGAAGUUACAAAUUAAAGUUGACGAUGGUGGUAGAAUUGUUGAUGCCAAAUUUAAAACUUUUGGCUGCGGAUCUGCUAUUGCUUCUAGUUCACUAGCUACAGAAUGGGUUAUGGGAAAAACUGUUGAUGAAGCACUUUCCUUAAAGAACACGGACAUCGCUAAAGAACUAUCUUUGCCUCCAGUGAAGCUUCACUGUUCAAUGUUGGCUGAGGAUGCUAUUAAAGCAGCAUUAUCUGAUUAUCGCAUUAAACAACAAGAGAAGAAAAAAUCAGAAGACCAGGAAUAAUGAACAUGUUACCUAGUAAUAAUAAAAUUGUACCUAUUUGUUGUUUUUGAAAUUAUCAUAUUUUUAAAUUGCAUAAAAAAAAUUAUAGAUACUAUAUUAAUUAUAAAUGAUUAUAGUAUAAUAUAUCUCAUAUUUUAGCAUUUCUAGUUUAAAAUAAAUUAUUAUUAAAGAUUUGAAAA
Acyrthosiphon pisum (pea aphid) is the source of this 884-nucleotide messenger RNA. RefSeq names its product Iron-sulfur cluster assembly enzyme (gene IscU). Gene Ontology annotation, biological process: iron-sulfur cluster assembly. The record is from RefSeq and is marked provisional. Gene Ontology annotation, molecular function: iron-sulfur cluster binding; iron ion binding. Lineage: Eukaryota; Metazoa; Arthropoda; Insecta; Hemiptera; Aphididae.